CUUCACCGUUGCGGAAUUUCGGCUUCUUGUGAAAAGCCAGAAGUCUGGACUUGAUGGACACUUAUUAGGACACAUUUUCCGCCAAUAUAGGAUUAAUGAGUGUCCAUGCUACGGUUGCGUGGAUUAAUCUGACCCGUCAGUUCAAGCCAUCAGAUUGUUUUCUUAGAUCUUGUACAAUUGCAGGGAAUCAGCAACUGCUUCUGCAGCCAACAUUAUGCAGAUUCAUCUUCACCCAUCGUCGGCUAUACACCAGCGGUUCACAGACAUAUUUAUCUCCCGAGCUUCUCAAGAUCAUGGAGCAAAAGCUAUCAGCUAUUGAACAUAGGCAUACUUAUCUUCAGGCACUAUUGAACCAGACAGAAGCUACCCUUGAACAAUAUUCAACAGCCAAGAAGGAGCUGGGAAUGCUGAGAGGUUCAAUAGAUCUUAUAAAUGAGCUCAGAUCUAAACAAAAGGAGAUUGAGAGUGUAAAGUCAUUAAUUGACGAAAGUCUAGAGGACAAUGAAAUUGUAAAAUUGGCAAAUGAUGAACUGGAUCAGCUAACAGAAGAAGAGAAAAGAGUUCAGAAUGAUCUCCUAAAGUUCUUGCUUCCCAAAGAUGAUUCUGAUGAAAGGGACUGUAUUCUGGAGGUGAGAGCAGGUACGGGAGGUGAAGAGGCAUCUUUGUUUGCAAUGGACUUAUUUAUGAUGUACGAGAAAUACUCCCAGAGGAAAGGCUGGCAGUUUGAUGCGGUUAAUAUAAUGAAAUCGGAUCUUAAAGGAUUUAAGGAAGCAAGUGCAUUGAUCUCGGGAGCUGAUGUUUAUGGGAAACUUAAAUUUGAGAGUGGAAUUCACAGGGUGCAGCGAGUACCUGUGACCGAGAAGUCUGGUCGCAUCCACACUAGUGCUGUCUCUGUUGCUAUUCUUCCUCAGGCUGAUGAGGUAGAUGUCAGGUUGAGGAAUGAAGAUUUGAGAAUUGACACCUAUCGAUCUGGUGGUUCUGGUGGCCAGCAUGCAAACACUACUAAUAGUGCUGUUAGAAUAACACAUAUCCCAUCAGGGAUGACGGUCGCAAUACAAGAUGAACGGUCUCAACAUAUGAACAAAGCAAAGGCAAUUAAGGUACUUUGUGGGAAACUAUAUGCGUUGGAGAGGUCUAGGAUUCUGACAAGUAGGUCGAAACUCCGGAUGGAGCAGAUUGGAAGUGGGGACAGAUCAGAACGUAUCAGAACCUAUAACUUUACACAAGGGCGUGUCACUGAUCACCGAGUUAGUAUUACUUCACAUUCCAUAGAUGGUAUGAUGUUGGGAGAGAGUCUAGAUAUCUUCACCGAUGCCCUCCUUUUGAAGCAAGAAAUGGAUGCAAUUGCGUCUUUCUGUUAGCUUCAUAUUUUCUCACUAUCUUUCUUGACCAAGAAGACGGAGCAAUAAAAUGAGAAGAUGUUUUCUUGGGUUGGGUACCCUUUGUUCAUUUAAUUAAGCACUCUUUAAGUUGGGUACACCUGUUCAUUUAGUUAAGCACUCUUUAUUAUGCGUAGAAAAAACGAACCUCAAAACUCAAUCAA
This is a messenger RNA of Impatiens glandulifera, 1543 nucleotides long. RefSeq names its product peptide chain release factor 1, mitochondrial. The record is from RefSeq and is a predicted model, not a curated record. Gene Ontology annotation, molecular function: translation release factor activity. The transcript is spliced from 12 exons. Lineage: Eukaryota; Viridiplantae; Streptophyta; Magnoliopsida; Ericales; Balsaminaceae. The coding region runs from base 96 to 1361 and encodes 421 amino acids. Gene Ontology annotation, biological process: translational termination.